GUUUAUAACAAAAAAAAUACUGUUUUCACACUAGAAAAUACUGCAAAACAGAAGUUGCCGAAUCUGCCCGAAGCGUGAUCACUGAAACACUACAACGAACGAAGACGAGGUUGUUGAGGUUAUUCAACCAUCAUCCAUCUCUCUUCCACCAAAAUUGGCCACGAUUGAGUCCCCCACUUUUUUAAUUUUUUUUAUAUAUAUAUUCUCUAUACUACGUGGAAUUCAUCCGUUGGAAAAGAGACCCAACAAAUGUCCUCCCAUAACAUUAUUACUCUUUUGAUUCCAUAUUAGAUGAACUGGAGAGUUUUGGAGAGCUACAAUCAGAGAUUUCAAACUAAACUUUUGUUUUCUACAUGUGACUGUUUUUAUGAAUUUUGGAGAAUUUUGGCCUAUAUCAUGAUAGAUUUGAGGGGGUAAGUGAAUGGGGACACUGGGUAUAGGUGUUACAGGGGUUACCGAAUUAUCUGAAGUGCAAACACAGCAGUGUAGAGUAGAAAAUUAUUGGUAUAAGCUAAAUGUGGUUCAUACCCAUUUGGGUAUCUUGGAUGAGAGAACAGGAAGCAUGAAUAUUGAUGAGUUUAUUAAAAAUGAUUGGACUGCUGAUAUCAAUCAGUCCACUGGUGUGGAAGGAAGCAAUAAUGGUUGUUCAGCAAAGUCUUUACAAAGUCAGGGAAGCCUACAUUUGUCGAGGACGGUUAGUGAGAAGAUGGUUGAUGAGGUGUGGAGAGAGAUACAACAAGGGGGGAAAAUUACUAGUAGUCAGGGAGUGAAGAGAGAGCCUUCCAUAGGUGAAAUGACUUUAGAGGAUUUUUUAGCCAAAGCAGGAGCCAUGGAUGAGUGUUCUUUAGAUCCUGUAAUGCCUUUGGAUAUUGCUGCUACCUCAGAAUGUUUCUCGCAGCAAAUGGGUUUAUCUCCGGUCCCUUCGAUUACUACACUGUGUGAUAAGCCCAAUUCGGGCCGGAGAAGGGACUUCACAGGUACAGUUGAUAGGGGCACUGAGAAGAGGCUUAAGAGAAAAAUUAAAAAUAGGGAAUCUGCUGCUCGUUCUCGUGCCAGGAAACAGGCUUACCACAAUGAAUUGGUGAGCAAGGUUUCGCAGCUUGAGGAGCAGAACAUAAGGCUUAAGAAAGAAAAGGAUCGAACGACCGACAGCCGGAUCAUACAGGAUCAGAAUAGGAUUGCUAGAAUCGGUUAGGAUCGGAACAGGAUAGCUCAGGACUGUAUGGUUGUACAAUAUAGUUCUAAAAUAAUGUUUAGUAUUUGCUAACGCCAACUUAUUUGAAAUCAUAGUUAAAGUAAACUCUCAAAAGUAUGUGUGGGGGACCUUGUUUUUUUGGAUAUAAAUAGGAUUAAUUUCAGUUAUUGUGGUUCCUUUAUUUUCCUCUUAUAUCUGUUCUUGUUUUAUUGGUUUAUUUGUCUUUUGCCUCCAUUUAUCUGUUGUUUGAUGUUUUAUCUGCUUUUAUAUUACUGAAAUCAUAGUUUGUUCUUCUAUUUGAUGUUAAUUGGUGAAAGCUAAAUUUUUUAGCAUCAGCUCAUUUUCUUUGUGGUUAUUUGUGCAAUGUUAAUUAUUGAAAGCUAAAAUUUUAUAAGUAGCUAUUGUUAUAAGUUAUAACUUAUAGAAAAAACUCCGCAAAAAAUGUGUUGUUGCCAUUUACAUUAAAUUAAAAUUAUAUAAUUCUGAUAAUUUUAUGUCCGAAAUUGUUAGCUAAUAUUAUGAAGUGGAAGAUUCUGCAGUUCGUAUAUAAAUUAAUUAACUGUUGAGCACAAGAUGGUCCUUUGUGAUUUUUUAUGUACUAGCAGUGAAAACACUCAAUGCAUAUGUGUAGGCCGUCCUACUUUAAUAAUCAUAGCUUCACGUCUAGAU
Messenger RNA from Beta vulgaris subsp. vulgaris (sugar beet), 1864 nucleotides. RefSeq names its product ABSCISIC ACID-INSENSITIVE 5-like protein 6. The transcript has 4 exons. Gene Ontology annotation, biological process: positive regulation of DNA-templated transcription. Lineage: Eukaryota; Viridiplantae; Streptophyta; Magnoliopsida; Caryophyllales; Amaranthaceae. Gene Ontology annotation, molecular function: DNA-binding transcription factor activity. Gene Ontology annotation, cellular component: nucleus. The record is from RefSeq and is a predicted model, not a curated record. Bases 422 to 1195 code for a protein of 257 amino acids.